Molecule: messenger RNA, 4819 nt
Organism: Haliotis rufescens (red abalone)
Lineage: Eukaryota; Metazoa; Mollusca; Gastropoda; Lepetellida; Haliotidae
Product: kinesin-like protein KIF28P
Exons: 28
Coding region: 142-3480 (1112 amino acids)
Biological process (GO): cytoskeleton-dependent intracellular transport; microtubule-based movement
Cellular component (GO): microtubule; kinesin complex
Molecular function (GO): microtubule binding; ATP binding; microtubule motor activity
Source: RefSeq, a predicted model, not a curated record
GUACCCGGCAAUCCCGCGAAUAGCGCAGUGGCGAGUUAGUCGUGCUAGGAGCUAUAGUCUAUAUCGCCACUGUUUGAUAUGGAAUUUAUCCCUUUUAAUCUGGGAUCAGGAUUACGUCUAAGAAGCUAAAGACACACCAGCAUGCCGGAGGAUUCGGUGAAAGUGGCCGUUAGGGUCCGCCCCUUUAACCAAAGGGAGAAGGACCGCCAGGCCAAGUUGAUCAUCAAGAUGCAGGGCAAGAUGACCAUGAUCAUCAACCCAGACGGAAACAAUGAAGAUCCCAAAAAGUUUUCCUUUGAUUACUCGUACUGGUCACAUGAUGGCUAUUUGGAAGAGAAUGGUUUGCUGGUACCACGACCAGGAUCGAACUAUGCAAGUCAGCGGAAUGUAUUUGGUGACCUGGGACAAGGCGUGCUGGACAAUGCCUUUGAAGGUUACAACUGCUCGCUGUUUGCGUACGGCCAGACGGGCUCAGGGAAGUCCUACUCCAUGGUGGGCUAUGGAGCAAAUAAGGGAAUAGUCCCUAUCACCUGUGAUGAACUGUUUAAGACAAUGGAUGCUAACACAGAUCCUAACAAGAGGUUUGAGGUGACCUUCUCCAUGUUGGAGAUCUACAAUGAGCAGGUGCGUGACCUUCUGUCCAAAGAUAACCCGAAGGGCGGACUCACGGUGCGGCAGAACCCCAAACUUGGCAUGUUCUACGUGGAGAAUCUGAAACGUGUACCAGUUGGCAGCUACGAGGAAAUUGAAAAGAGAACGGAACAAGGUACGGCAAGUCGAACGGUGGCAUCUACCAACAUGAACGCCACCAGUAGUCGGGCUCACACUGUUGUCACCAUCACAUUCGACCAGAUCAUCAAGAACGAGGUUGGCUCGGAGACGAAGAAAAGCAGUGUGAUGAACUUGGUGGAUCUGGCUGGUUCUGAGAGAGCUGACAGUACCGGUGCCACAGGAGAUCGUCUCAAGGAGGGAGCCAACAUCAACAAGUCCCUCUCAGCGCUCGGAAAUGUCAUAUCGGCGCUGGCCGACCUGUCGAUGGGGAAGAAGAAGAUUGUGGUGCCGUACCGAGAUUCGGUCCUUACCAAGCUGCUCCAGAACGCUCUUGGAGGAAACAGUAAAACUGUUAUGAUCGCUGCCCUUUCACCUGCUGACAUCAACUACGAUGAAACGUUGGGAACGUUACGAUAUGCAGACCGUGCCAAAAAAAUUAAGAAUCAAGCUGUCAUCAAUGAAAAUCCACUGGACAAAAUGAUAAGAGAACUCAAGGAAGAGAACGACCGAUUGAAGCGUGCCCUGGAUGGUGGGGGAGUCAUUGGUGGCGGAGAUGUGACCAUGUCACCAGAAGACCAGAUGCAGAUGAGGAAGAAGAUGGAGGAGGAGAUCCGGGCACAGCUGAUGGCCAACCAGCAGCUCCUCACAGACAACAUCCAGAACUGGGACCAGAAGCUGACCGAGGCGCGGCACGAGACAGACGCCAUCACCCAGGCUGACCACCGAGAAAUGUCCAAGAAGAAGACAAUGCCUCACAUGGUCAACCUGAAUGAGGACCCCAUGCUCUCAGGGGUCGUGUUCCACUUCCUUGAACAAGGGGACACAACUAUUGGCAGGAAAGAUGCAAGCCCACAACCAAAGAUUUGCCUCAGCGGACUUAGCAUACAGAAGCAGCAUGCAGUCAUCUACAACACAAAUAAUGGCGUCGAGAUCGAACCUGUUGGCAACCACGGCGCCAAGACCAAGGUGAACGGAUUGCCACUUGCCGGCCGCAAACAGCUGUGCCAUAAAGACAGGAUUCUGUUUGGUUCGAAUCACCUGUAUGUGUUCAUGAACCCCCUGAAGCCCGAGACCGAUGUGGACCUCCCAGCCCAGAUCACGUGGGAGUUUGCCCAGAAGGAGAUCGCGCAGGCCAAGGGUUUUGCCACAGGAUCAGCGGGCAUGACAAAAGAACAGCAGAUCGCCCAGGAGCAGAUCCUUGAGAUCCUCCCAAUGGUGUCGGAGGUCAAUGCUGUGUCGGAGGAACUCAACAAGCAGAAAAACUUCGAGGUUGUCCUGAUCUCCGCAGCAGCGCAGGAGGGACAGGGCGGCCAGAAGGGAACAAGUGUUGGCAUUUUCACUCCAAUAGUGAUGGUGAAGAUGAAGAACCUUCUUAAUGGCAACACCUGGCUGUGGGAACGAGGCAAGUUCAUGAACAGGCGCUACCUCAUACAGGAAAUGUAUCAACGCUAUUUGGACGGAGAGGACGUUUCACACAUCAAGAAGGAAGAUGACCCGUUCUGGGAGCCAACGGAGGAUGUGCUGAUUGGUACUGCCAACGUGUUUCUUCAGUCACUGGCUUUCGGGCUAGACUUUGACGACAAGGUUGUCAUCACGGAUUACAAGGCGCAAGAGGAAGGAUUUCUGUUUGUGAAUGUCACACCGUGUACUCAAUCCGGCAAACCUUUUGAUGAGGAAUACUUUGUGGAAAGCCCAAACGAGCUGCUGCAGAAACCGUAUCACUUCAAGGUAACGAUACAGAGUGCGGACAUCAACAAGCCACGUUUCUCGAAAGGUGUCCGCAUCAAGUACAAAGACUACAAGGGGGAGUUUGUGGAGACGCCGAUGAUCAGCGGUAGCCUGCAGCCAGAGUUUAAGCACUCCAAGAUCAUCUCCUUCAGCGAGGUCACCCAGGAACACCUCACCUUCUUCGAGAAAGGCAACAUCGCGUUCCUGGUGUAUGGCGUUCAGGAGGACACCGUGCAUGACCGCCGGCUGCUGAAGCUGUCCACAAGGGAACUCCGUCAGAUGGAGCAAAUGGGCAAUAUGGCAGAUAACGGGCGCCGAGGCACCAUAUUUGGCAACGAUGCUGCAGUGUCUGAACAGUCCCAUCUGAAGACCGAGAUCGUACUUCUUCAGAGGAAAUACGAGAGGCUGGCACAGAAGGAGAAACGGAUGCAGCAACUAUGUGACGAAUGGUCCAAGAAACAACCAGACCAACAACAGUUUGAGCCAUUCUUACGUUCAGUGUCGGCUGUUGCCAACAGUUCAGGGACAAGACUCAAGACUCGUGUACAGCUACUCAACCAGGUUUCAGAAGAGAAAGAUGACGAUAUAAUUAGCUUGUAUGUAUUUGGUGAAGAGGAAUCAGCUUUAGCAGAAGAGGCUGAUCAGAAUGCGGGGCUCAUCGAAUACAAUAAAGUGGCCAAACACCAUUUUGAAUAUGAUAAACCUGCAAUGCCCAGACAGAAUACGUUUAUUAAGUCCCGGAGUUUCGACAGCGAUUCAUUAGGAUCAGUAGACCUAGAACCCUUCAUGAAAACCCCUAGCGAUCGUGAAAAUAAUAACAAGCCUCGCAAUCGAAAUAAGAAUGGACUGAACGCAUCUCAGCGACAGCCAAGAGCAAGGAGCAUGGGAGACUCUGCAGCUCAGAAUGGGGGACAAAAUGGCCGUGUUACCAAGAGCAAUGGAAAAGACAAAGAAGGGAGUUCUGCCUGUGUGAUGCAGUGAUACAGGAUGGAAGAUGGGGAGGCUGAGAUGGUCGUGGCGAUGCAGAGACGGAACAUUCGGAUGCAGUGAUAGAGGAUGGAAGAUGGCGAUGCAGUGAUUGACAAAGUUUACUUCUGUGAUAUGAUGUUGUUAUUCAUGAUGUAACAUGUAACAACGUUGUUAUUAUUUUUGGUAUAUGUAAUCACAGGAGUCCGUAUCUAAAAAUAGACGCCCUCAUGCAUAUUCAUGACCAUCUCCACACGCGAGCCCGAAGGGUCAUGAAUAUGCAUGAGGGCGUCUAUUUUUAGAUACGGACUCCUGUGAUGUAAUACCCUGUACACUGUUAGAAUAAUAAAAUAUGAUGCAUUGUUGUACAUAUUGAUGCAAAGUUUGGGUCUUGUUACCAUAUCAUGCACCUUUGUAGCUGACACACAUUGUGCAACCCUUGUGCUACAUUUGCGUCAUAAGUUGGAUGCAUUAGCCACAUGCAUCAUGGAGCUACUUGUGAAUAGUGUCCUUGCAAUACACAGUAAAUUGUAUACAUACUUACAACUGGGCAGAAAUAUAUCAUGCACAAUGUUGCUUUCUAACACAAGCUGCAGAAAUUGUUUACUUCAUGAAGCGAGGUUGUUAGAGGUUUGUCAGUGUGUAUAACAUGCAAUACGAUAUAUACUCAGACUGUUAUUUUGUGAGCGUCUUCAUGUGAAAGUGAAAUCCCUUAACUGUUAGAUGUGAACUUGUCCACACCAGUGAGGAGUCGAUGAUGGAUUCUUGAGAUUAUGGCUCAAAUCCCGAUCCCAACCACAGUCUAAACCCCAAUUCAACCCCAAACUUGACCCCAAAACCAAUGUAACCCCAAUCCCGAUCCCAUCACCAGCCCCAACCCAUAUUUAACCCGAAUCUUGACCCCAACACCAUUGUAACCUCAAUCCCGAUCCCAACACCAGCCCCAACCCAUAUUUAACCCCAACACCAAUGGAACCCCAAUCCUGAUCCCAACGCCAGCCCCAACCCAUAUUUAACCCCGAUCUCGACCCCAACCCAACCCCACCCUUAUCCCCAUCGAAAUCUAUAUAAGCAUCAUCCCAGGCAGGAUUGAAUGUCGUGUAUAUAUACUCACCGCCAAAAGAAACGCGAAUACCAUGGUUAAUAUAUGAAGAAUAAUUAAUAUUCAAGAGAUAUUAGAUUGGUUCGAGGCCUAGCAAACAUGCUGAUAUGUUGUGUAGACUGACUGUCGCAUGUGACGUCAUCGAUCCAUGACUCUAGAUGCACCGUUUGUCUCAUGCAGGAUUAGUGUGUAAAGUUUGGAAAUCACAUGCGGCAUAUCGUGAUAAGAAUAUAGACAAUGUGGUAACACUUG